AUGAGGAUCCACCGAGACGAUGAAAAUUUGAGGCAAAGACUGCGCCGAGCUAUUGGAGGCUUUGGGGAAGGUGGUGUUGGCGGUAGAAGAGGAAGAGGAAAUGGUGGCAUUGGUGGAAGAAUAGGUUGGGGUUCAAAAUAUGGUGGGGGCUUUGAAGGAGGGCAGAAAAAACGGGGAUAUAGAGCAGACUGGUAUGUAUGCCACUCGGCUGCUCAAAGCCGUGUCUUCAAUCUCUGUGUGAAUGCAAAGGAGCUAUCAAACAAUAAGCGCCCACUGGAAGAAGACGAAAAACAAGCUAUGCCAAGAAUGUCAUCCAGACUUUCAGAUGAUCCCGAGCAAGGCCAAGGUAAUGGCCAAAAUGGUGCAGCUGCGGAGUCUAAAUCAAGUUUGCUUAUUCCCGAACUUGGUUGGGAUUUGUCAGUCUAUUGUCUCGCACGUUUGCGGAGGUGUGAUUAUGGCUCAAUUGCCUCAUUGAACCGUAGUUUUCUAUCUCUCGUUCGGAAAGGAGAACUGUAUUCUCUUAGGCGAAAAUUAGGUAUUGUAGAAUAUUGGGUUUAUUUCUCGUGCAAUAUCCUUGAAUGGGAGGCAUUUGAUCCGAAUAGUGGCCGUUGGAUGCACUUGCCUAAAAUGGUUUCUAAUGAAUGCUUUAUGUGUUCAGAUAAGGAGUCGUUGGCUGUUGGUGUGGAACUUCUUGUUUUUGGGAAGGAAAUUAUGGCUCCUAUCAUUUAUAAGUACAGCAUUUUGACGAACAGCUGGUCAUUUGGUAAAGAAAUGAAUACUCCUAGAUGCUUAUUCGCUUCUGCCAGCCUUGGAGCAAUUGCCAUAUUGGCUGGUGGUUGUGAUCCACAGGGCAACAUCUUGAGUGCAGCUGAGCUUUAUGACUCACUUACUGGAACAUGGGAGACUCUUCCAAACAUGAAUAAAGCAAGGAAAAUGUGUUCUGGUAUUUUUAUGGAUGGGAAAUUUUAUGUCCUUGGCGGGAUUGCAGAAGGUAACACAAAGCAGCUAACAUGUGGUGAGGAGUUUGAUUUGAAGACAAGAACAUGGCGUGAAAUACCUGACAUGUUCUCUCCACGAAGUGGAGAAGCAAGGGUGAAUGGGAUACUACCUGCAACUGCUGAGGCACCCCCUUUGGUUGCAGUUGUAAAUAAUGUAUUGUAUGCUGCAGAUUAUGCACAGCAGGAGGUAAGGAGGUAUGUCAAAGAGAGUAAUUCAUGGGUCACCAUGGGAGGACUUCCUGAGGGAGUAUCGUCUGUAUAUGGCUGGGGAUUAGCAUUUCGGGCAUGUGGAGAUCAACUAAUAGUUAUUGGUGGGCCUAGUACUCUUGGCGAAAGGAUGAUUGAAAUUCAUGGUUGGGUCCCAGAUGAAGGUGCACCACAAUGGAAUCUGCUUGGCAGAAAGAAAUCAGGGAGCUUUGUGUAUAAUUGCACAGUGAUGGGAUGCUGA
This is a messenger RNA of Abrus precatorius (Indian licorice), 1446 nucleotides long. Its product is annotated as F-box/kelch-repeat protein At1g26930-like. Gene Ontology annotation, molecular function: protein binding. Gene Ontology annotation, cellular component: nucleus. NCBI's taxonomy places the organism in Eukaryota, Viridiplantae, Streptophyta, Magnoliopsida, Fabales, Fabaceae. The record is from RefSeq and is a predicted model, not a curated record. The coding region runs from base 1 to 1446 and encodes 481 amino acids. The transcript has 4 exons.